UAAAAGAAAGGAAGAUUAGGCAACUUGCCAAAAGCAAGACCUCUUCUCUGUUAUGUCUGUCUCCUCUUUACCGGAAUGGAAACAACUCCUGCUGGAGCGAAAGAGGAGGGAGGAGGAGGAGCGAGAGAAGAGAGAAAAAGAGGAGGAGGACAAACUCGCCAGCAUGCCUGCCUGGAAGCGAGGGAUCAUCCAGAGGAGGAGAAUGAAACAGGAGAGUUUCGGGGACAAGGAGAGGGAGGGCCCCCUCCAUGUCAAGGAGGGCAGGUCCCCCUCUGACCCUGCGAGUGACCUGGACAGCUCUACACUAGUGCAGCUGGGAAGUGAACCACCACUCAGCCCAGACAUCACAGGGCCUUGGCUGGAUGAAGAGGCUAAACCGCAGAGUCUGGUGUUAAAGGAGACCAUCAUCCCUGUCGGACAAAACUCAUUCAUUCGCACACAUGGCGGAUGGAGGAGGGGAAGAGAAGCAGAGAGGGCUGGGGAGAUGGGCCACGAGAAAGGGAAUGAGCAGGAAAUAGAAGUAGGGAGAGAGAGGCAAAAGGAGAAAGAAAGAGGCCACGUCAAAGGUCAUGAUGGAGAGUCUGGGAAGGGAAGAGAUAUAGAAAUACAAAUAGAGCGAUACAGGGACAGGAGUGGGGGCAGAGAAAGGGACAGGAGUGGGGGCAGAGAAAGGGACAGGAGUAGAGGCAGAGAAAGGGACAGGAGUGCCGGGAGAGAGACGAGCCGGGAUACUGUGAGAGACAGGGAAAGGGAUUGCCCGAGAGGGAGAAAAGAGGAGGAGAGGGAGGAGGGAGACUCAAAUUCUCCAACCGCCAAGUACUCCUAUCCACUAGUCCCAGGCCUUCGUACCAUCAGAGCAGACAACAUCAUCAUUAUUGAACAGGACAGAAAGGGAAGUGAUGAAAGGAGGGGUAGAAGGAGAGAGUCAGAGAGGGAGAGGGAGGUGAUGGAAGAGGAGCAGGAAAAUAGAGAUGUAAAGAUGGACCUCCAGGAGUUUCUGGCUGGUGGAGGGAGUGUCACAGAGAUCCGGGCAUCAGAAAUAUUGAUCAUUAAACCCUUAGCUGGCAAUGAGGACUCAAGAAGUGGAGGUCUCAAAGGGACAGGCAGGGAAGGAGACGGAGAAAGAGGUAGAGAUGCAAAGUGCAAUAAAGAUGGAGGGAAAGACUGUGAGAGGCAGCUGGAGAGAGAGGUGGCAUGGCUGAUGAUGAAAGAUAAAGAGAGGGAAAACUUGAGGGAGAAAGACCGACCACGGACACAAGUAGCUUCUUCAGAAAAAGAGGAUCGGAGAUAUGGUGACACAGAUGACAGUAUCCACAACGAGAGAGGAGUUAGGGUGAGUGAGCUGCUGAGUAAAUUUGGGGAGCACACAAAGAAAUUCAGAGAACAUCCAAAACCCCCAUCCCGGUCUAAAAGCUCAGAGUGUUUCAUCCGGCCUGGCAGGGGCAGAGAACCGUUUUGUCUGGAUGAUGGAGACAGGAGAGGGGAGGAGGAACAUGCAGGAUUCAGGGGUGUGCCCAAGCGGUCAUUCAGCUUCUCUGACCGCGUGAUAUGCACAAAGGAGAAUGGCAUGCAGGACGAGGGGAACCACGAUAGGAAGGUUGUGGAGAGGACAUGUUCAGACAGGAGGGUGGCAGCAAAGGGAGAUGUAGUGGAGGGGGAAUGGUCAGAGAGGGGAGGCAAGCAGGGGUGCUGGACCUGGCUUUCAGAUAAAGUGCCUGUGGGGAAGCAUAGAGAGGGAUGCAUAAAAGCAGACAGGACGGUAGGGGGACAGCACGAGAGACGGCCUGCUUUGGAAAGUAACGCCGGAAAAGAGAUUGACCGUUGGGUCGAGAGAGUAACAGGAGUGGAGUUAGAUUUUAGCAACAAGGGGACAGAGGGACUCACAGAGAAUAUGUAUGGGGAGGUAGGGUUUACAAUGGCCUCAGUUAGAAACACAGAGGCCUCGUUUGCCCGAAGAGUGCCCAUCAGACAGGAUGGUCGAGAGAGAGCAGUGGAAAAAGAGGUAGAGCAAAUGAGAGAAGAAAGCGAGAGAGGGUUGGACAAGGCGAGGAGCAAAGGGAGAGAGGGGGUGGGUGGAAGAGAGGCGGAACCUCAAGUGCGGGAGAGAAGGGAGUCAGACUUUAGGAGAGGAUCAGAGGUAAGGGACAUGAAGAGGGUAUCAGAGGUAAGGGACUGCACAAUUUCAGUUGAAACAACUCAGCAAAACUGUGUGAUCACCCUCUCCAUAGACAGAGCCAGUCCUCCUCAGUCUGUCGAUAGUCAUUACAACCACGUGUCAGCGUUUACAGAGUGCUCAUCAACCUUGCUCAGUACUGUGGCACAUAAAGGAACAGAUUGGCAUAGUAGUCAAGGAGCACCGGGACACCAUUCAACCCAGUCACCACUGUCACAGCACACAGAGGAUCUUAUCAACAAGAUAGAGAGAGUUGGGGGGACAGUGAAUGAACGUGACAAUCACAAAGGGACCCAAACAUUGAUGCAGGAUGGCAAAGGCGUGAUGAGGGAGGACACAGAGACUGAGAGAGGGAGCAAAGCUUAUAGGGAGCCAGGUGAGGUAAGCAAGGACACUAUACAUUCACCUGGCGCACACGUGCACAGUCAUGUUUACCCCAAAAAGUCAGUUCAUGAAGUGACCCCUAAGUGUCCUAAGUCUCCAAAGUGCUUUGCCUCAGUUGGAACCCCUCCAAUGCCACUUGAGAUACACAUACCAAGGACCGUGUUCUAUGGUGUGGGGGAGGCAAGCUUCCAAAGCGAAUACGACCAGAGCUGUGAAGGAGAGGGAGGAAAAGGUGUGGACAGUUGGAGGAUCGGCAAGCCCUUGUCUCACAUCGAAUCCUUGCGAGAGAAAAUCCAACAGAGAGAGAAGGAGAGGCUGAGGAACACGGAGGGAGUGGCAACGACGGGGGACGAUGGAGAUGCGACUGAGGGAACAGAAAAGGCUGGGACUAGAAGGACUAGAAAAGCUUCAAGUUCAGACUGGUGUGAGGAAGGAGAGAUGGGGAACGAAAUAGAGCGAGAGAGACAGAGACAGGAAGGCUCCCCACCGCAGACAACAUCCACUCAGUUUGACGUCACACAGGAAGUGAGCGUGUCAAAAGCCGUCUCCCAGCUUCCUGUUCCUCUCUCGUUCUCGCAAGCUGUCAAAGGAGAGAAAGAAACCAGAGGGAUCUCCAUCGCAGCCUGUGAAGUAGCCUUGUUCAGCUCUCACACAACUGAGAGAGGGGAAGAUCCAACCAAACAUGUACUAGCAGAGUUACGGUGCGACAGGGGUCGGCAGAGGAAACAGAACACCGGAGGCAGAGGAGAAGAAGGAGAGGAUAAACUCUCGGAGGAAGAGUACAGGCUGCAUUAUCUGCCUCCUUCACACUCUCCCGCGCCCUUAGACUCUCUCUCCCCCUCUCUGCUUCACCCUCCCUCUCUUGCUGAAAUGAGCCGGAUCUAUAACUUGAAAACGGUGGGGUCCAGGGCGGCGGUGUGCAUGAGUGACAGGACCGUGGAUAGGCCUAUCCCAUCACACACUCCUAAGGUACAGUCCGACAUAUCCGCAGAACAGCAGGAGCCAUGCAGUCCAGAGAGAUCAGUUGGGAGGCUGACACAGAAGCAGCUGUGGGGUGGUGGUGGGGCUCCUGGGAAUAAAGCCUCUUCCAGCGAUGAGAAGUCCGGACUUCAGACUGUACAGCGUCAGGUGGAACAGCUUCAGUUGCGAGAACAACAGGAAGUACAGAGACUAUCACAUGACGACAACGCAGCACAGUCGUCUUUUGGACAAAAUAUUAAUUUGAAAGAUAAAGAGUCUAAAGCUCAGCAAAGCCCUAGGAUAUCACACAACCAGCCUAAUAAGGAACCUCAGCAGAAGCAUCUGAGGCAAAAGGACCAGCAAACAAUCCUAAAUCCCAGAAAAUCUCACUCCAAUCUGCAACUGCACUCUGAAAGGCCUCCUCAACCCAAGCAGGCCCAGUCCAACCAACCCAAACAGGCCCGAUCCAUUACCAUCAACUCCAGAUCUGUCCUGACCCCCUCUCCUGAGAACUCAUUACACCCAGACCAGGGAGUACCAACCACCCCAUCAGCUUCCCCAUCCCAGUCCCCCUCCGUCUCUCCCUCCCCUUCCCCUUCUCCGGCCCAUUUCACCAUCAGAAGCCUCUCUGGAGGCCAGCAGGUCAAGAGGGGCACCACCAUCACCAUCAUCCCCAGGAAGCCUGUUGGAGGGGCAGCCGUGGAAGCUGUUUCAGUAUCCUCUAGACCCCUGGCCAAUACGUCUGCCCAGUCCCAGAUGCCUGUCCUAACCGAUGAAGGAGAGAGAGGCAAGAAGAGGUACCCCACUGCGGAGGAGAUCGAAGUGAUCGGCGGGUAUCAGAACCUGGACAAGUCCUGCCUAGUUAAGACUUCCAAAGCAUCUCCCAAAGGGGUGAAGGUGUGCUUCGACGAGACCCAGCUGGAGCAGGUGUGUGAGUACCCAUCAGAGACCUCCAUGUUUGACUCCACCCACUCCCCCUUACUUGGUCAGGUGAAAGGGAGGGAGGAGGAGGUGAAGGAGGAAGACGAGGAGGAGAGAGGAGUGCUUGUGUCCAGGAGCAGCAGGAAUGUGGGGGCAGCGGUUGGCCUGAGAGUGCUGAGAGUGGCAGUAGCCCAGGUGAGAGCCCUCCCGAUCAUCAGCGUGAUGAGGUAGGCUAUCUUGGAGCGAUCCGAGGGGAAGGAGGAGGGCUGAAGCUUGAAGACGAGGAUACAUUGAGCUAGGAACGCCCGACAGGUGCUCGGCUCUCCAAUGAAGCAUUCCGGAAGAGGUAAGUAGGGCUCUCAAGAAGGUGGAGUGAUCAAUGAGACGGCGCUGCUUGUACUUCGCGGCUGAGCCGUUGUUGCUCCUAGACAUUUCCACUUCACAAUAAAAGCAUUCACAGUUGACCAGGGCAGCUGUAGCAGGGCAGAAAUUUGAAGAACUGACUUGUUGGAAAACGUGACUGUACCAUGUUGAAAGUCACUGAGCGCUUCAGUAAGGCCAUUCUACUGCCAAUAUUUGUCUAUGGAGAUUGCAUGGCUGUGUGCUCGAUUGUAUACACCUGACAGCAACGGGUGUUGCUAUAAUAGCCCGAAUCCACUCAUUUGAAGGUGUGUCCACAUACUUUUGUAUUUAUAGUGCAGCUGAAUACCUGUGCAAACCAUUGCAAAACAUUCUGCAACUAAGCCAAGUGUUUCUUAUUGGACAGGUCCAGGUUAGUCCCUCUCAGUUUUCGCCCGUCUGCAUCCGUUUGGUUUCUAGUGAAUACACCCCUCAGUCAUGAAAUGUGGUUGUCCAGUCUGAAAUGUGGUUGUCCAGUCAUGAAAUGUGGUUGUCCAGUCAUGAAAUGUGGUUGUCCAGUCUGAAAUGUGGUUGUCCAGUCUGAAAUGUGGUUGUCCAGUCUGAAAUGUGGUUGUCCAGUCUGAAAUGUGGUUGUCCAGUCGGAAUUGUGGUUAUCCAGUUUGAAAUGUGGUUGUCCAGUCUGAAAUUUGUCCAGUCUGAAAUGUGGUUGUCCAGUCUGAAAUGUGGUUGUCCAGUCUGAAAUGUGGUUGUCCAGUCAUGAAAUGUGGUUGUCCAGUCUGAAAUGUGGUUGUCCAGUCAUGAAAUGUGGUUGUCCAGUCUGAAAUGUGGUUGUCCAGUCUGAAAUGUGGUUGUCCAGUCAUGAAAUGUGGUUGUCCAGUCUGAAAUGUGGUUGUCCAGUCAUGAAAUGUGGUUGUCCAGUCUGAAAUGUGGUUGUCCAGUCUGAAAUGUGGUUGUCCAGUCUGAAAUGUGGUUGUCCAGUCUGAAUUGUGUCUCAUAACUCCUCUUUAUCUCUCUAUUUUACAGAUGAGUCUUGCCAUCGGUAGACAUCAGUCGGCUCGCCAAAUUGCUCAAGUUAUGUGGUUAAGAUUAGAUUUGAUCUUGCAAUAUGACUUUUGUUUUCCUGUAUUUUGUUUCUUUGAAACUAUUCAUUUAAUGUUUGUAAUCUUUUUUGAUGUACAAUAUUUUAUUUUACAUAGGAUCAGGGACUAUUGGUUUUGAAUAAAAUAAAACAACAGUUUUAUGUAGUUGUUGAGAUGAAUGUGUAACGAUGUGCGCUGAGAGUCGGGAAGCAAAUUCAGGGAGUGAGUGUUUUUAUAAUUAAACGCAAUAUAAUACAAACCACAAACAACGCAUAGACAGGGAACUGAAACAGAAACAAUGACACCUGGAAAAGGAACCAAAGGGAGUGACAUAUAUAGGGAAGGUAAUCAGGGAAGUGAUGGAGUCCAGGUGUGUCUGAUGAUGCGCAGGUGCGCCUAACGAUGGUGACACGUGUGCCCCAUAACGAGCAGCCUGGUGACCAAGAGGCUCGAGAGGUAGCACACGUGACAGAAUGGUGGAUGGAGCCUCAACUCCUCUAUUUCAGUGUAAAAGUGUAAAGACAAUAUGAAAACAUGGUACAUAUUGUAGCCAAUAAGUUUUACUAUAUACACUUGUUGUAUUUUUACUAUCAGUUGUGUACUUUUGGGUGAUGAUCACGUCUAUGCAAGUUAGUGGAUUACAAAUGUAUGGUAAAAAGGGUCCGGUCAGUUUAGUUUUAGUUAGCUUAGAUCAACAACACAAGGUCUCUACUGUAUAUAAACUCUGCAUCAGCACUGUAACGAUUCCCAGUGCAUUCCAAAUGACACCCUAUUCCCGACAGGGCUCUGGACAAAAGUAGUGCACCAUAAAGGGAUUAGAAUGUUAUUUUGGACACAUCCUCAAUGAUGCUUACCGUAUAUCAUCUGGUCCCUGUGCCUGCUGGAUUUGUUCAUACCGAUGACAUAAAGAACAGGUCAUCUACAAGUCCAAGGUGAAUUUUGAGCCUUGUGAACACCCCUCAUGUGUUGUUUCUGGUAAACCAUGGCUAUAUGUAACGUCAUGACAAUUCUCUUUUGUUCAAUUACUGUUUCUGUUUCAACCACAACAUGGAUGUCAGCUAGCCUUAAUGCACAUAAUUUAAAACACUGAUGAUACAUUAUGGAAUAAUCACCAAUACACAUUAUUAUAAUCUUUUUUUUUUUUUAGGUUUCACUGUUUGCCCUUUAGUGGAAUUAAUGUGGUCGAAUGAAAAAGAGUAGUAUAUCUACUGUAUCUAUACUAAUUUGACUGCAUAGUUUUGAAUGGAAAAGGUAUUAUGUUUGUGUCUCUGGUGUUAUCAUGUGAGAGACUACAUGGGGGAUGUGGGUGAAAACAUGAUCUAAGGGAUGUUUACAACAUUUAAUCCAUAGAAUGGUCCUUUGGAGGAGGGAUUGGUGACAUAUAUUUGGCAUUUGUAUCUAAAAGCAUAAUUGAGAAAUAAUUAAUCAAAGUUGGCAUAUUUAUGAAAUGUUGAUCUUACACAGGUCUCUUUUAAGACUCCAUUAUGUUUAUCUGUAGGUGCUACAAAGCAAACAUUGGUGGCAUAUGAAGCUUUACCGCUUGCUCUGUAAUAUGAGUAGUAUUUUGUUUUCAAUAACAAUUUUCUUGCAUUAAUUUAUGAAUACGGAAGAAUGAGUACAUUUUUUGAUUUAGCAAUUUUUUCUAUAUAUUGUUGAACAUAAUAUACUCUAUGGACAUAUCAAAGUUCUCUGUUGCUUUUAGUUAUUUUCCAAUUUGUAAGCAUUAAGAACAGAGUGAAUGUGAAAAUGUAAAUGUAAAAUUGAUUCAAAAUGGUUGCCCUCUGCUGGUGAUUUGCAGGAUGUACAAUAUGUUGAAAGAUUUGCCAAAUAUAUUUUUAUAUAUUCUAUAUUCUUGUUUGUGUUAUAUUCAUUAAUUCAUGUAAGAAAAUUGUUAUUGAAAUCAAAAUACCACUCAUGUUUCAAAGUAAGUGGAAAAGAGACACAGGUUUUUGUAGCACCUACAUAUGAAACAUGGCGUCUUAAAGGAGGCCUGGGUAAGGCCAAAAUGUAAUAACUAUGACAACUUCAAUGAAUUAUUUCUCAAUUCUGCUUUUAAAUACAAAUGUAAAAUAUAUUUCAACGAUCCUUCCUCCAAAGAAGCAUUCUAUGGAUUAAAUGUUGUGAAAUCUCCCAACUCAUGGUAUUAUGUCAUCCUGGUUUUGUGAGGAAUCACCGACAUCCCAAAUAAGGGCACAAACAUUAUAAUGGCUCCAUGGGAUGCUGUAAUCUCAAUAUUAGGUGCUCUUUUUUGAUGAGAAAUAAUCUAAAUAAAGAAUAUCAGAUUGAUGGAAUAUCUGAUUUAUGCUCCCACGUGUGCAAUUUUAAUACUACUUUUAUUCUGUUUUCUAUUGUGGUCGAAGAAGCUGGCUUCAUGAGAGAAAAACAUCAAAUAAAUUAUUUGAAACUAA
Oncorhynchus nerka (sockeye salmon) is the source of this 8285-nucleotide messenger RNA. Its product is annotated as serine/arginine repetitive matrix protein 2. The record is from RefSeq and is a predicted model, not a curated record. The transcript has 3 exons. Gene Ontology annotation, molecular function: phosphatase binding. NCBI's taxonomy places the organism in Eukaryota, Metazoa, Chordata, Actinopteri, Salmoniformes, Salmonidae. Bases 53 to 4669 code for a protein of 1538 amino acids.